Medioppia subpectinata is the source of this 638-nucleotide messenger RNA. NCBI's taxonomy places the organism in Eukaryota, Metazoa, Arthropoda, Arachnida, Sarcoptiformes, Oppiidae. The record is from the annotation of a GenBank genome assembly.
ACAAAUAAUAGUUGAAUAAAUGCUUAAUAAUGAAACCACAGGUGAGGGCUGAUAGCUGUUUGAGUGCUAUAUUCCGUCGUUUUUCCAUAAAAUAUUAAAUAUAUAUUUCUUUCACUUAUUUUUAUUUAUUUUUAAUUCAUUGCAUGAAAAAGCAUUAAAAUAUCUCUUUUGCAUGUUUUUAUAAAUUACUAUAAAUCCGUUUUUUCUUUAUUUAUUUCAAUUUAAUUAACUAUUUUUACAUCUCUUUUAUAGGAUUUAAAAGUACACCAAAAGUCAAAAUCACUGAUAAAGUCAUGGAUUCGCUAGUGUUAUUAGCCAAACAUGCCUUCAUUGGAUCGGAUGUCAUCGAUCUUAAGGAUCAUUUUGACCAAUUGUGUGGCCAGACUUAUCUGCUGCUUCUUACUCGUCAACGUCUCGAUCACGUGCUGUACUUUCAUUUCAAAUUAUUUCAUCAAUUCAUUCAACAAACCAGAGGUUCCUUUGUUGAGACAAUCGAUUCCAAGCCAUGGGUUCUUUUCCUUGAUUUGUCUCGACUUGAUUUCGGUGACGGUUUCGAUGGACGCGAGUCCGCUAUUCUCUGCCAAAGCCAUGGGAAUGGACUCGAGAGCGUCGGCGAACGCGCGGUAGGCGUACUGUUC